AAAUAAAACAAAUCGCACAACUUCACUUCUCGCGUUCCCGCUAAAAAGUAUUUGUUCCAUUUCAAUUUUCAAAAGGCAGACCUGACUUUGGCUUUUGUCGCAAAACUUUUCCUCAAUGACCUAUGUUCCUUUUGCGUGUCUAAUGACGAAUCCAAUAACAACAACAACCAAAAUAUUGACGGUACCUUAAACUGCUCAUCUGCAUUGAGGUUGAAUUUUGAAUUAUAUAUUAAAUUAAACAACUUAUAUAUAAUAUGAAAUUGUUAGUGAUAACUCUUUAAAACUUCAGUUAUAAUAUUUGUUAAAAAUAUUAUCAUUUAUUUGGAAUUAAAAACGAUAUUCAAAAAUGGCAACCACGUCAUUAGCGCAACAGCUACAAAAGCUGAAGGCACCGCAAUCUUCCAUAUACAAAGAGUCAACGAUACAAGUUUCGCUGCUAUUUAACCCUUCAGAGGCAGCUUCGAAGGACCGUGACACCUUCUACGAGAUCGGCUUGAGUGGUCUUCAAGAGCUCAUAGCACUUUGCCCCGAUUUCUCCACAUACCAAGACACUUUAUUCAGUCGCUCAUCCAAAGAGUUUGAAAGAGCAGUACAGUCUAAAGAGGUCAAUCAAAACUUGGAUCAGAACAUUGAGAAGUUCUUACUUCAAUUGUCUCCGUACUAUUUACUACAGUCUGCGCAUAAAACAUUAGAAUGGCUAAUAAACAGAUACCACAUACAUCAGUACAACCAAGAUGCCAUGAUGGCACUAAUACUACCAUACCAUGGCACAAUGAUAUUCGUGAGAUGUGUUCAAUUAAUGGACCUGAAAUAUGCUUCAAACAGAUGGAUUUGGCUUGUUCCAAUUAAAAAAAAUGGUAUUCCUUUAGGAAACCAAGUUUUAUACAAUCAGUGUGCUUCUAAUAUGGGAACUCUACAAUUCAUAGCUAAAAUGGUGCUAAAAUAUGUACAAGAGUACAAAGAAAGAGCUACGCAGUUAAAUACGAUAUAUGCCUUUUUCUGUCAAGUCGCUGUGGGGACUAUUAGUACAGUAAAAAAUGUUAGUGAAGGAAUGAUUACCGCACUACUUCCAACACUUAUGAAAGGCAUUGAGUCACCCAUAGCUGACUUCCGGGCAUCUUGUUACAUCAUUAUAGGCUAUCUGUUUACAAAAACGAAACUCAAAGAAAAAACUCUCAAUCAAAUAUUGGAUAGGAUGCUAACAACUGAAUUUGAUUUGUCAUAUGAUGUAGUUCUUCUUAUAGUUAUGAUGUAUGAACACCAAAAGCACAUAACUAAAAUGUCGGAUGUGAUAUUUAAUAUUUCUGUGGACAUGAUGCAUACCUUCUGUGGUCAUAUAAAAGUACUUGUAGCUAAAAAGACUAACAUUCGACCAUUUGUGUUAGCAUUUUUAAAGAAAGUUCUACCUCUAGCACAGAGAGGUGUAGAGGAAUUUAAAACUUACAGCCCUUUGCCAGAUAUAUUGAUAGAGGAAGUUGAUUUAAAAAACCAAGAUCCUGAAAAAAUUAUAAUGUGCAUCCUAGAUGCAUAUCAAUUACCUACUGCUGAUGAACAAGCCGAUGGUGAGAGUGACAUUGAAAUUAUAGAUGAAGAGGACUUUUCAUCCAAAAUCAUCAAGUGGUAUGCUAUACUCCUUAAAAACAUAGAGCGCCAGUACCCUGACGCAUUUGACAAGGUUAUAACUUCAGUAAUGAACUCUGAAAGUGAUAUUACUCCCAAACGACAGCGUCAACUUUCAAAACUACUUGGAUUUAAACCGGCUAUAGCUCACAAAGUGGGCGGUACGUAUCUGUUUGAAAACCUAAACCACACUAAUCCAAAUCUACGUAUGGAAGCCGUGAGAUAUAUUGAAAAAGAAUUCAGAGCUCUGAAACUACAAAAUCCAGAUUUCGUGAAAGAAUCCAUUCUUGAAAGAUUCAACGAUGAUCAUAUUGCUGUAGUUAAUGCAGCCUUAGAAAUAUCGAAUGAAUCUUUAGCUCAAGUUCUUAAUGAGGUCGAUGUGACUAAUGCGUUCAUAAGAAUAAUAUCAAAGCGAUCGAAAAAGUGGAAGGCUACUAUAAAAACAGCUAUAGUUAAAUUCUGUUCAUUGAAUUUGCUACCCGUGAAUCAAGACACUGUAUUAGCAAUCCUACCACUAUUAUUCCCACGAGAUGAAAAGGAACUCGAGAUCUGUAUUCAAAUCAUGAAAUCACAAUGGGGCCAAAAGUUUGAACUGACAAAUAAAGCUUCAAAAAAACUACAAAAUCUAUCUGACUAUAGUAAAGUGAACCAGAAAAUAUUUCAAGUUUUGUUCAUUGAUAACGCCAUUGAUUUCGAUGAUCUAUUAAAUGAAAAUCAGCUAGAUAAGAAUGAUACUCUGAACAUAUGUUUCUAUCUUCUCCUUAAAACAUGUACAUUCAAGAAAGCAGCAGUCGAGGAAGUCACCGCUUUACUAAAUUUACUGCUCGAAUCUGUUGAGAACAGAUCAAUUGUUCAGAGUACUGGUGAAGUGCCCUUCUCUGCCGAGAUCAUGCCAGAAUUUAUAAUGAAAGCGAAAGAAAACAAAAUGCUCUUUGAAGUUAUAAAGUACAUAUUCAGUAAAGUCAUUGAAGAUGUCAACAUUAAGGGGGUUACUAAACCUUGGUGUAAUAUGUUAAGGACAAUAGAUAUGAUUUUAAUAAGAAGAUUGUAUGAAAUAUGUAUGACAGGGUGUGCUAUACCCGGCUACGGAGAAAAUUAUGUAGAGCUUUUACAAAAAUUGCUAGAUAAAUUCUUCAGCAACCCUAAAGAGAAGUUUGAUUUUGUAGCAAAUUUCGCCUGCGGACAUAUUCUAUAUGCCACUGACCCUAAAGAUGUGAUCGCACCUGAAUUACAAUUAAGAAGUAUUAAAUUAUUAAUUAACUUCAUUGCUGUACAAAAUAAUGCGAAGUGGCUAUUUGAUUCGGAUGUCGUCAUUAUGGUUAUCUUGUUAAAUUUGAACAACCCGAUUGCUGCUAUACGCGAAUGCAUAGUAGACUUCAUAGAAAAAUUACUUCGAGAGAAACCUGACAACAAAUUAUUGUAUGUGAAGUUAUUAGAAGAGCUACUCGUACACAGAAGUGAGUUAUUGCUAGAUCCAAAUCAGAUACAGCAGGUUCUGAAGACAAUUUUUACACAGAAAGAUCAACAACAAAAACUAUUCAGAAGAAACUGUCUAUUACGACUCACGGGCUUGCUGAGUGAAAAGACACCGAGCCAUAUAAAAUCUGCCUUCCUAAAAAUUUUGAGUCAUCUUGACAACGCUUCUACAUUUCCUUUACUUACGCCAUGUUUAAGUCCUUUCACGAAAUCGUUGAAGGAUAAAGAGAACAAUAGAUUGACAUUCGAUAUUUACGAAUCAAACUUGUUCAGAAGUGUAUUUUCUUUCAUCAACGAGUCAACCGUUACGACUUUUACAAAAGACCAAGUCUGGAAUAUCAUUGAAUUGGGCUUGAAAGAAUACAGAGAAUGUGUACUUGAAGAAGAUCAGUCGUUUACAAGUCCCGCUGUUCUCAUAAUGAGACAAUUAACAGAAGAUGUAUUCGGAAAAGCUCCCGAUGAAAAACGUAAACAAUUAGUUUACCUCAUUAGCUUAGCUGGUGCGGUAAGCAACAACUCAAAAAUUUCAAGCGUGGCCUCAAAAGUAAUGAAGAAAAUUCAACUUGCUUUCGAAGAUUUUAAACCAAUUUUAGAGGGCAUGGUGAAUGCUGAGGAUCCCGCUGAUAAUGCGCAGAAAAAGAAGAAGCACACGGUUUCAAUGCUAUCAUAUCAAUUGGCUGAAACCAACGAAUGGAGAUUGGGCGUGACCCUACUCGAAUAUGUCCAAUCAAAAAAGAAAAUGAAACUUGACAAUACUUUCGUAACAAUCCUCUUCCAUGUAUUGAAAAGGUGUUUGAGGUUCGAAGAGCAAUCGCACGUCGAAUACACAAAACAAUUAAUCCUGUCCUCAUUGUGGUAUUUCUGUAAAAAAUACGUAAACGACAAAGACGCUCAACAACUGAAAUCUUUAAAGAAUAUCUUCGAUGUAGACUUGGUUGUCCAAUGCAUCAGGGGGACCCAGAACCCUCAAACUCACCAUCAUGCAUUGAUCCUAUUGUCACACGCAGCGUACAUGUUGCCAGAGCAAGUUCUCAAUCAUACAAUGGAAAUUUUCACUUUUAUGGGUUCAUCAGUUCUCAGGCACGACGAUGCGUACAGCUUCCAGAUAAUUACAAAGAUUAUAGAAACUUUGAUACCUAUUUUAGUGAAACUAGACAAAAACAUUGAAGAUCACACGGAGAAGGAAUUGCAGCAGCUUCAGAAUCGAGUCGUCCCAGUGCUUCGUAUAUUCGCUGACGUUGUCUUGCAUGUUCCCGAACACAGAAGGUUACCAUUGUUCAAAAAACUGCUAGAAACACUGGGACCAAGUCAGUUCCUUUGGGUGUUCCUAGCUUUAUUAAUAGAAACUCAUAUUGCCCAUUUCAAUGAACCAAAGAAGAAGGAUAAAAGGCAAUCAAGAACAUUGGCCGACCGAGAAUCGCCACUUAACAGACUCGAUUUUGGCCAAAAUGUCGUCCUUGAAUUCCCACCAGAGGUCUGCCUGGAAAAUUUCAUAAAAUUAAUCUUGUACAUCAGAUCUUUGCCCAUACAAAAAGACGACGAGUCAAUGGAGACUGAUAUCGAUCCAAGUGAGAUAUUUAGCGUGAACGGUCACACGGCAAUCCAACUCCGUCACUACAAAUACGUUAUAAUAACAUUCAUGAAUGCUUGCUUAGCGUCAUCCCGAUUUAUCCACCACUGUGGUCAAGCUAUGAUUCCGAAAGAAAUGGAAACUCACUACAAGAACCUCAUCGUGAACAUACUAACCUUCAUACAGUCAAUUUCCAAAGUGUCCGACGAGAAGACAGCUAAGUAUUGGCGGGUGAUGUUGCACCACAGCUACGACUUAUUAGACCACACGAACAAUCUGCUAUCGGCUCAGAUGUUCUUGGGCGUCGUUAAAGGAUUAUUGAAGUACCCGUUGCAAACGGUCCGAAGGAAAUCUAUGGAAUUAUUGAACUCAAAAAUACAGAACACUCCAGAAAUCUUUGCCGAAGUCGAUAAAGAAAUUUUGCAUUCACUAAUACCGGAGCUCUUGGAUAUUGUGAAGACUGUAGAAAAUAAAGAUACCAACUUAAGUGACGUCGCCGCGCAAGAAUUGGAACUGAACCAACAGACAGCCCUUCUUUCCUUGAAGCUAUUGACCCGGAUGUUGGCAGCCGAGGAUCCAGAACCAUUCAAAGCAGUUCUCGAAGUGGUCACAGAGUACACGUGUAACCAAAGCAUUUCAGGAAACGUCAUGGCCUCUAUUGUUUUGUGUUUGGCCGAAUUAUGCAGCAACCUGAAAGCGCACGCCCUAGUCAGCCUUCGUAGAUUCAUGCCUGCCCUGAUCAAAGUACUGAAGAGGCAGAGAAAAGCUGAAACACCGGAGCUGAUCUUACUCAGUACCGUGACGGCCAUAGCGAAAAUCGUCGAAAGCCUACCUCUGUUCCUAAGUCCGUAUCUACAGAAAGUUCUAUACGAGUACUCUAUAUUAUUGGCCAAAUGGCAGGUCGCCGAUCUGGAGUGCAGUAAAAUAUCCGCUAUAGUCACAAAACUAUCGAAUAUACGAAAGAAAAUAGCCGACUCAAUACCUCCGAGGGUUUUGAUUCCCGUUGUGAGCGAAACGCAUCAGCUGCUGUUGGAAAAGGAAAAAUUCGACGCGAUAGGACCGGUCAUGUCGGUCUUGGCUGAUAGUUUCGCCAACGUGACCCCCGCCGACUUUACCGCGUUACAGCAGGACUUGACCUCCCUCUUCCUGACAGCACUGCAGUUGCGCAGUGACGCGGUCGACAAGAAUGUGGACAGUGAUGUGGUAGACAGAGCUGAGGAUGAAGUGGUGAACGCGCUGGUGUCUCUUGUGCUGAAGCUUUCAGAGUCCAGUUUCAGACCAUUGUACUUUAAGAUAUACGAUUGGGCUAUUAGGACGAACGUCGACGGACACAAAAAUAGAGCCAUCACAUUCUACAGAUUGAGCAGCGCCAUAGCGGAGAAGCUGAAAGGUCUUUUCGUCUUGUUCGCGGCUCACUUCAUGAAGAACGCUGCUGAUUUGCUCGACGGCUGUAAUAACACAAAAACCGAACAACUUUACUUCGACGACGAGGAAAAAUGUGAAAUCCUCAUCAAAUACAUAAUAAAGACACUUCAUGUAGUGUUUUUGUAUGACAGCCAGCAAUUCGUCAACAAAAAUCGAUUUGAAACGCUGAUGCAGCCAAUUGUGGAUCAAUUAGAAAAUACUGUAGGCGGAAUAUCGAACCUUAAAGUUAGAGCUAUAGAAAACAUUAUUCCGUGCGUAUCACAGUUCGCAGUGGCGACAGCAGACGAUUCGCUUUGGAAGCUUCUAAACUACCAGAUAUUAUUGAAAACUAGGAAUAACGAUGCGGAAAUAAGAUUAACAGCUUUAGACUGUUUAGUAGCUAUGGCAACACAGCUAGGAAGCAGCUGGCUGCCCCUAUUAGCCGAGAGUGUACCAUUCUUAGCUGAGCUCUUAGAAGACGGUGACCAGAGAAUUGAAACCUGCACUAAAGAGGCCAUUAGGAAACUCGAACUUAUACUAGGAGAACCCCUGGAAAAAUACUUUUGAAAGGAAAUAAAUGUUUUAGCAUU
Bombyx mori (domestic silkworm) is the source of this 6660-nucleotide messenger RNA. RefSeq names its product HEAT repeat-containing protein 1. Gene Ontology annotation, cellular component: 90S preribosome; t-UTP complex; small-subunit processome. The transcript is spliced from 5 exons. Gene Ontology annotation, biological process: positive regulation of transcription by RNA polymerase I; maturation of SSU-rRNA from tricistronic rRNA transcript (SSU-rRNA, 5.8S rRNA, LSU-rRNA). Gene Ontology annotation, molecular function: snoRNA binding. The coding region runs from base 347 to 6637 and encodes 2096 amino acids. Lineage: Eukaryota; Metazoa; Arthropoda; Insecta; Lepidoptera; Bombycidae. The record is from RefSeq and is a predicted model, not a curated record.